Molecule: messenger RNA, 745 nt
Organism: Aspergillus japonicus CBS 114.51
Lineage: Eukaryota; Fungi; Ascomycota; Eurotiomycetes; Eurotiales; Aspergillaceae
Exons: 1
Coding region: 234-515 (93 amino acids)
Source: RefSeq, a predicted model, not a curated record
UAAAAUCUUCACUGCCCAGAGGAUUAGCGCCUGUCCCCUUUCCCUUUACACUUACCACAUAGCUCUCCAGUAUUCCGCUCUGGGUUUCGGAGGUACAGAAUCCCUUUCCCCACCAUCUUUCUUGCUUAACCGGCUCUCCCUCUCAUACUCUUCAACCGUUUUCAUUAUCUGAGGCUUUUACACCCCUCUAUAAGACCAUCGCCUAAUCCUCCAUCUCCAACGCCAACGCCAACAUGAAUCCCUUCACCUACCUCACCCUCCUCCUCGGCCUCUCCGCAACCACCGCCCUCGCCGCUCUCCGCCCCGACGCCACCCCCGAAGAGGUCGCCGCGGCCGAAGCCGAGUGCGGGUCCCUGAGCGUGAUGAGGAUCGACCCCGCCGAGCUGCCCGAGGGCGUGACGAUGGCCGACGUCCGCAUGUGCGCCGGCCAUCCCCUCGGUGGCCGAGCGAUCCCGGGUCUGGGUCCUGGGGCCUUCGCCCGAUUGCGUCGGUUCUUGCCGAGUUGGGGUUUUUGAGAGGACGGCCCUGCAGUCAGGUCUGGUAUGUCUGUGCUGUGCGGUGGGGGGGCAGCCGUUUGGGAGUGGAAUACUUGGAGAUGUGUGGGUGUCGUUUGAUGUUGAAUCUUGGAGCUUGGUUGAUUGGUAUGAUGUAGCUGGAGGAUGAUGAUCGGAUAUGACAAGCAUUGAACCGCUAAUCCAUAAGUAUGUGAGAGAGCUGAUGAUUUCAAUUUCGUGGCACGUUGCAG